Messenger RNA from Opisthorchis viverrini, 684 nucleotides. RefSeq lists its product as hypothetical. The annotation marks the transcript as partial. NCBI's taxonomy places the organism in Eukaryota, Metazoa, Platyhelminthes, Trematoda, Opisthorchiida, Opisthorchiidae. The transcript is spliced from 3 exons. The record is from RefSeq and is a predicted model, not a curated record.
AGCUAAUGUUAUCGAAAUUCCAAAGAAGUGGUUGACUUCAGCCAAACAGGUUGCGCCAAAGCCGGAGAAGCUGCGCAUGUCUACCGAAGGCAUGCAGGCUUUGAAGGAUCUGGAAGAGUUUGACUUACGCAUGGAAGCACGUUCCCAUGCUCAGGAACAGAGUCAAGUACCUGAUUCAGCGACCUACCUGAUUGAUCGAGUCACGCAUGUGCCAGAGGUAGAUGAUCGGCCCGUUGAUUUCGUGGCUGAAAGCUGGAAACCGGAAGAGAGCGAAGCCUACGUUAGACGCAUCAAGGAGCGUGUUCGAACGGAACAGUUGGCCUUACGGGAGCGUCAGCGAAGGCAGAGGCGUGUCAUAAUUGCUAGCCUGGAUGAACAGCGUGCGCAGGAAGAAGAGCAAAGAUCCAGACAACUGGCCGAACGCUUGUUACAGCAGUCACAGCUUGAGCAGCGUCUACGUGCUCAGUUGGAACAUGUGAAGGCAGAGAAAGCAAUCAUUCAAGCCAAUCGGUUAGAGCGACAGAAACAAGAAGCAGCAAUAAGAGAGGCGGAAUUUCAAGCAGCUAUGGAUCGCGAGCGGGUAAGCAGCCGGCGAAUUCACGUUGUUCCAAAUGCAAGAAUUUUUAAAAAUGUGGAAACUCCUCGCCAGUCCGAGCCAACUUUGGAACUGUUGACCGAAUCGUA